CUAUGAGGAGCGCUAUUCUGAUGUGGAGAUGUUGGAUGUUGCAGUUGACCCUCAACCUCGCCAGCGAAGAAUGACAGUUCAUGGGAUGAUGAGCAUGAACGCCAUGUCACGGCCUAGAGCUGUCUUCCGUCAACUACCUCUACCCACGCAUUCCAUCUUACAGUCCUUCGUCUCUUCGCACAAGGCGGACGUUUUCAAAUGUCAAUCUCUGCAUUCAAACACGUUCUUGACUCCCCCGUACGCGUGCUCAUAUAGUCAUACGGCUAAAAAGGGUGGAAUACCACUUCUGGCUGUUGCCACCGAACAAGGCGCAGUCCAUAUAUUGAAUACCUCAAAGCGAACUGACUGGGAUUACGAACUACAGCGGACAGUUCUUGAUAUCCACCAAAACGGCGUCUUCGAUGUCCAAUGGUCACACAGCGACGAACUACUCGCUACAGUUUCUGGUGAUCAGUCCACGCGUGUCACUGAUUUGGCCACGUCCAAAACACUGCACAUCCUGCGAAAUCACACGAGCACAGUCAAAACAGUCGCUUGGGACCCAGUCAAUCCAAACAUGCUGAGCACUGGUGGACGCGAUGGAGUUAUUUGUCUGUGGGAUAUGAGGGCCCAAGGUCAAAGAAGUAGCGAAAGUGGCAUCGAUGUACUGACGCCAGUGCUGCGAAUCCCGUGCGCUGGAGGACACGUAGUCAAAGCUAGAAGAGCGACGACGCCAACUAUGAAGAGCGUGACGAGUGUGUUGUAUCUUGACGGGGAUCCGUUCGGGCUGACCAGCAGCAGCUCUUUCGACGGUAUCCUCCGCCAUUGGGAUAUCCGACUUCCAACGUCCCCGCAUAAAGGCAAGUCUGCGUUGCGAAUGAUUCAGCCGACGCAUGUAUCUUCCUUCGACCCUACUACGGUGGACGGCUCUCGUCGACCCCGAGGCAUCGCAUCACUUGUAGCUGGUGCAGGACCAUCCGCGGGCUUGUUGUUCGGACUGGGCACAGACUCCAGAAUCCAUACCUAUAUAGCCUCCGCUUUGCUUGCCCUGCCAUCCACUGAGAUGAAUUCAUUCGCACAUUCAAGCAUGCAAACGAAUUCGUUCUAUGUUCGCCUCGCGCUUUCACCCAAUGGUCGAUGGCUAUUGAGCGGCAGUGCCAGUCGGACUGGUUCUGCCUUCCUUUUUGAUGUGUCUUGCGCUGGAAGGACACGUCCUAUAUUAUCUGGAUCGCGUUCAAUACCCUCCCAGGGAGUAGAGAUCAAAGGUCAAACGGGAGAGGUUGGAGCAGUGGAUUGGGCUGAAGGGAUGGUUGCUACCUGUGCGGACGAUGGAACCGUCAGGAUUUGGAGAGACGACAGAGACAUCGCGCGAAUGUGCGAGGCAAAUGCAGAUAAUGCCAAGUGGGAUUGGGCCUGGGCGGUGGAUGGGGGACAGCCGUCGAAUGCCUAGACGAGGUUAAAAGAUUUCUGCGGCAGAGCAUGCCCUAAUUUGCCACCUAUUAUACAUACAUACCACUGUAGCUAUAUUCAUCUUUGAAUCUUGCAUGCCAUACCAUUC
Molecule: messenger RNA, 1537 nt
Organism: Heterobasidion irregulare TC 32-1
Lineage: Eukaryota; Fungi; Basidiomycota; Agaricomycetes; Russulales; Bondarzewiaceae
Exons: 5
Coding region: 29-1429 (466 amino acids)
Biological process (GO): proteasome-mediated ubiquitin-dependent protein catabolic process
Cellular component (GO): nucleus
Molecular function (GO): protein binding; protein-macromolecule adaptor activity
Source: RefSeq, a predicted model, not a curated record